AUUUUUCUUCAGGGCUGCAGCGGUCCGAGUGCCCUUUUGUCUCUGUGUGACCUCAGGGGCAGGCCCUGGUGCAGAGCGUCGCCAAGGACGCCGGGAGAGAGGCGGGAUUGCCCAGAUCUCCUCCAGUGAAGUGCAUGUGUGUGUGCAAGACAUCCUUGGCUGUCGGGAGGCGGCGAAGACGGGUUGGGGCUGCUGCUGUGCCGCAGGAGUGGAGAGGCCCAGUGAGCUGAGCCCCUCAGCGCCGCCCGGCGCCCCCAGGACUGCGUGAACAACCGGUGCGCCCCCGCGUGCGCCAUGCCCAGUCUUUUCGAGGGCUCUGCUCUGGACCUGCCAGGCUCUUGCACCUUUUAGCUUGGGGGAGCCCACUUUGAUCAGGGCCACCAUUACUAUCGAAGUCCCCUCCUCAGCCUUGCACUUUGCCAACUGGAAUCGGAUUUUCUAGAGGGUCCUUGGGGUCAGAAGUCCUCGCUCAUCCUCAGGCAAGGGGCCCCUGCAUCUUUGAGGUCGUUUCGAGUAGGAACUCUUUUACCGCCAAGUUGAAAACGCGCUCUGUCCUCACAGCUGCAUCAGGGUCCCCUCGUAGCCUAACCCGGGCCUAUUGAUAUUCAGGACCUGAAGUUGCCCACCGAUCUGCUUUGCUCAAAAAGCGUGGAGAGUCGGGGAAAGGCGUGUGCUUCUGCCAGUUCUACUGCUUUAUAUUACUGUUCCAUAUUACUAUCUGUGCCCAGCGCCAGGCAUCGAGCCUCGGACACUGCCCAGUUCUCACUCAAUAGAGAGCUAAAGAGAAGUCCCUCAAAGCAAGGAUCCUGUUGGGGAAGAUGAGCAGCAUUGGCUGGCAAACACUGUCCCUGUCGCUGGGGUUAGUGUUGUCGAUUUUGAACAAGGUGGCGCCGCAGGCGUGCCCGGCCCAGUGCUCCUGUUCAGGCAGCACGGUGGACUGUCAUGGGUUGGCACUACGCAGCGUGCCCAGGAAUAUCCCCCGCAACACCGAGAGACUGGAUCUGAAUGGUAAUAACAUCACAAGGAUUACGAAGACAGACUUUGCUGGUCUCAGGCACCUCAGAGUUCUUCAGCUCAUGGAGAACAAGAUCAGCACCAUUGAGAGGGGAGCUUUCCAGGAUCUGAAGGAGCUGGAGAGACUGCGUUUAAACAGAAAUAACCUUCAGUUGUUUCCUGAGCUGCUAUUUCUUGGGACUGCGAAGCUCUACCGGCUGUAAUGCUUUCUGAAGAAUAAUAUCAUUUUAAAGUUUUAGCUACAACUCCAAAUAUACAAUACUUAAAACUGUACCUGUGAGAAAGGUCAGAUCCAUGAACUGAAAUAAUGUCUAAAGAACAUUGGAUAAAAGCAUUGAAACCCUAUUUAAG
This is a messenger RNA of Microtus oregoni (creeping vole), 1365 nucleotides long. Its product is annotated as slit homolog 2 protein-like. The coding region runs from base 819 to 1217 and encodes 132 amino acids. The transcript is spliced from 5 exons. Lineage: Eukaryota; Metazoa; Chordata; Mammalia; Rodentia; Cricetidae. Gene Ontology annotation, molecular function: protein binding. The record is from RefSeq and is a predicted model, not a curated record.